AUGGAAAACAGUUUAAAUGAAGAAGAAUUACAUGAGAAUGAAAAUAUUGAUGAAAGUCAAAAAAUUGCGAAUCAAACUUAUGUAAAAACCUCAUGCGCAAGUGCCAUUUCUUUAUCUAUUUAUAUAGCUUUAAGUGACACAAGUAAUAGGCGCCCUCUAUCUGAUGAAAGAUAUGAAUUAAACGAUUCUACAAGAAUGAAAAAUUGUGGAAGAAAUAAAGAGGAUGCAAUGCAUAAUAAACGCACAUGUAAUGAGAUUUAUCAAACUUAUAAUGUUCAUAGCAUAGCAAAAUUUAUACUUCAUAAUUCCCCAAGUGGUGCACUGGAUGAAAGGGCUGAAGCAUUCUGGUUACAUGUUAUCCACGAAAAUAAGAAGAAUCAGAUAGGUGUAGGAUAUUAUUGUCAAGAAUUCUGGUUAAGUAUGGAUCGGCUAAGGAGGAAUAAGAAAGAUGAAAUUUCCUUCCAAGCAUUGUCGAAUGUCGCGCACAGGAAU
Molecule: messenger RNA, 492 nt
Organism: Funneliformis caledonium
Lineage: Eukaryota; Fungi; Glomeromycota; Glomeromycetes; Glomerales; Glomeraceae
Source: the annotation of a GenBank genome assembly